Messenger RNA from Guyanagaster necrorhizus, 1709 nucleotides. RefSeq lists its product as uncharacterized. The transcript has 11 exons. NCBI's taxonomy places the organism in Eukaryota, Fungi, Basidiomycota, Agaricomycetes, Agaricales, Physalacriaceae. The record is from RefSeq and is a predicted model, not a curated record. Gene Ontology annotation, biological process: phospholipid biosynthetic process. Gene Ontology annotation, molecular function: glycerone-phosphate O-acyltransferase activity; glycerol-3-phosphate O-acyltransferase activity. The coding region runs from base 13 to 1596 and encodes 527 amino acids.
CCUGCAUCAACUAUGCGUGAUGAACCAGCCAUUCCUUGGGCAUACACAUUAAUCAGGCUCCUUUUCCGAUUCGUACUAAAAAUAUUUUACGGGACCAUCGUCAUUGAAAAUACGAACUACAUUCCUAGAACUGGAAAGCCAUGCAUUGUUUGCGCUAAUCACAGCAACUCACUCACCGAUGCAUUGCUACUAGUGACAUCGAUCCAUCCAAGCGUACGCAAUAUGCUGCGGCUCACGGCCAAGUCUACUCAAUUUGGCCGCCGCACCUUCACCAGCUGGCUCAUUGAAGCAGCCGGUACGGUCCCCAUAAAAAGGCGAAAGGACUUUCCGGAUGGUGACACGGACAAUAGUCAAGCCAUGAUGAAAUUAGUGGAGGCCUUAGAAGCUGGCGAUGCAGUUUGCUUGUUUCCUGAGGGUAUGAGUAGAUAUCACCCUAGCAUUGCCCCACUCAAGACUGGAGUUGCGCGCUUAGUAUCAACUGUGCUCACCAAACAUCGUGACCAACUUAAUUUUGAGGUCUACGUGCUGAACUGCUCUAUCACAUACAUGCACCGCCAACAUUUCCGUUCUGAUGUUCUGGUAACAUUCCAUCCCCCAAUGAAGUUCAGUCUUAAGGACAAUCCAGAACUUGUGGAACCCACUGACUACGCCCAUAUUCGUUCUGUGACCUCCGAUAUACACCGCCAAAUUAGCUCUGGAACUUUUGACUCUCCAUCUUGGAACCUUAUCAGGACGAGUAAACUUGCUGCGCGCAUUUACGCACCCCUUGGUACUCACAUGAGCCUCGGUGAUCAUGUCCGCGUAGCGAGGACUUAUCUGGAAGCGUUUAAGUCUGCAGAUAUCGGUGCGACCGAGGGCAUUUCAGAUCAGGAACAAGACAAUGAAGAGCUUUUGCAGCUUCUCAAUGACUUGAAGUCAUAUCAGGACAGAUUAUCCCACUGGGGCAUCAAGGAUGAUCGUAUUAAACGACCACUUCCUCGAUAUACCAUCGUGUAUCGUAUGGUAAUACGAUUUUCCUGGGCCGUGUCACUUCUUUCAUUGUCAUUUCCUGGCUUGCUCCUGUGGACUCCAAUCUUCUUAACAACAUUUUACGCCGUCCACGAGUUCAAAAAAACAGGACCUAUCUUCGAUACUUGGGAUGAGAUUGCGCAGUAUAAGCUGGUAUAUGGAUUGAUAUCUGGGCUUGCUGUUUGGUUGUCCGUCGUCUUGAUGACGCUUCCUAUAGCGUUUUUCACAUUCUUCGCGGUUCCGGGCUUGAUGUGGAUGUCGUUGCGAUGGCUGGAAGAUUCCAUAUCAUCAUUUCGCGCUUUCGCUGCUCUGUUUCGUUUGCUUUGGGUGGGAAAACCCACCUUGUUGGCGAUGAAGGAGAUCAGGACGCAAUUGCACGGAAGGGUCACGGCGCUAGCAAUUUCUCUCGAAUUACCGCCAGACCCCGAAGCUUAUUUUUCAAGAGCAGGUGGGAGGGAAAAAGGGCGCGUUGGUAGCUCUUGGGAUAGUGGGAGGCGAUAUUUUUCUAUCAGGAGAAGAAGAAAGAGGGACUGGAAUGAAACGUUACGACUUUACGAUAAGGUGGAUUAUCCGGAUGAAGGAAUGUAAGCCAUUCCGUAGAACCUGGCUGAGUUAGCUUAGGUGUGCUGCUUUCCUUAGUGACGACGACUUGUAUUUAACAUGAUGGGCUAUAUGCCGCCAACUUGAUUUCCACCGGCGCA